AUGGAAACAGCACUAUUGUUGUUAGUGAAACGAUGUUCACACGUUGUUGUGCUCUGUACUUUUCCAGAAAUCUCCCCUUUCGUCAAACAGGAUCCUCCCACCCUGGACAAACCUCUGCCUGUCACUGCCAGUGUAACCGUACUUCCCGUUAACACGGUCCUGUCCCGCCCUCCUCCCAUGGUCCAGGUGGCCCAGCAUCCUGCCGUGCCCCUUAAACCGCCACACUGCUCGCCAGCGCUGACCCCCGACACCCGGCUGGACGCCCUCCUGGUCUCCACGGUGGGCGCAGACGCUGACCCACAAACUCUGAAGCUGAUGGACGACUUGCACUCACCGGCAGUCGCCGCCAUGGAUGUGGACUUUAGCGGCGGCGCGGCACCCUCCGCUUUGACCUUGCACAGUGCCAGCAUGGACAACAUGGACUGGCUGGACCUGACGCUGUCUGUGCCAGCAGAGGGCGCCCUUCACCCGCUGGACAUGUCCACGCCUGUGGGUGUCUUCUCCGCCGACUUCCUGGACUCUCAUGAGCUGUGUUGAUGGAGAACGAGGUAAAUCUACGUAAAUGGUGCAUACAGCAGAGAGUCAUCAGUACGAGGCAUACUACUCAACAUAAUACUCCUAUGUAAUCCAUAUACAGCAUAUUAUUUGUAUUCAAAACAGUUCAUUUACUCGUGUAAUUGUGCAUCAACAGUUAAGAGAAAGGGGAUUCAUCUGCACAAGUGGAGACCGGGAAGAGUGUAAAUCAGGAAUUUGGCAUUUUUGGGGAAAAAUUAGAUGACGUACAGUGGUUAAAAAUCAGUUAUGUGCCAUCACACUAGUGCUAUACACAAGAAGGAAACCCCUGUGCUCUGCAGCCGGGGUCCAGACACUGCAGCAUCAGAUUUCUGCUGACACGUACUUUGUGUUUAUAAGUUCAGCUCCAUAUGAAUCCAUGAAAGAUGAAGGGCAUUUAAUGUCAACAUCAGCUCCUGAACCGUGAAGGUGAAUUCUUACACCUGUAAAGGACGCUUCAGAUAAACACAAGUUUUUAUAAA
Solea senegalensis (Senegalese sole) is the source of this 1034-nucleotide messenger RNA. RefSeq names its product myocardin-related transcription factor B-like. NCBI's taxonomy places the organism in Eukaryota, Metazoa, Chordata, Actinopteri, Pleuronectiformes, Soleidae. Gene Ontology annotation, biological process: smooth muscle cell differentiation. The transcript is spliced from 2 exons. The record is from RefSeq and is a predicted model, not a curated record. Bases 1 to 537 code for a protein of 178 amino acids.